Sus scrofa (pig) is the source of this 1459-nucleotide messenger RNA. The record is from RefSeq and is a predicted model, not a curated record. Lineage: Eukaryota; Metazoa; Chordata; Mammalia; Artiodactyla; Suidae.
AUGACGCUAGGAGCACGGCUGGGAGGGCAGCUGUCCGCCCCCAGGGUCCCACCCCAGCUGCAGCCCCACCGGCUGGACUGGGUGUCAGCAAAAAUUCGUGACACAUCAGAUGCCACCUCUGAGCCAUCGUACGAACUGUUCUGUCCCUUUCCACCCCGCCACCCCCCGCGCCUCCGGCCGCGCGCCCCCGCCGUUGGCCGCCUGCCCCGCGUGCCCCGCGUGCCCCGCCUGCCCCGCGUGCCCCUCCGCCCUCCCUGCGAGCAGUUCCUGUCCGCGCUGCGCCCAGCGCCCUGGACCCCGCGACCUGGGGCCGCGCCAACUGGGGGAACUGGCCAGGCGCGUCGCCCCCUGCGAGGUUCCCCCGGCCCCGCCUCAAACCCGCCUCGAGAACCGCGAGUUUACGGCCAGAUGACAACCAGCCUACUCCUGGACCUGCACCUGGGCCCCAGUCGGGUCGUCGUAGGAGUGGGGCUCCCUCCCAUUGGGCUCCCACGUCCAGGCCUGGAACCCUCCAGGGUCGUUCUGCAGGUCCCAGCCGGCCGUCGGGUCCCCAGCAAGGUCACCGUGGUGUCUUUCCACCUAUCUUCUCGUAGAUAUUUGCUCAUUCAUUUCUUUUUCCCUGAAUUAGAAGAAUCUGUGGGGUCUCAAGCGUGGGUCCAGCUCUUGCCCAAGCAGCCACAGCAGGGCCCAUCAGAACAGGGCAGCAGCAACAUCCAGCAGGGGGAGAAGCCCGUAGUUAGCUUGGAGUCCACACCCAAUCAGAAGAGAGCAGAGUGGCCUUCAACCCCGAAGCCUGGGAGCGCAGGCAGGUUAAUAAAGACAGCAGCGGAGGACAAACCCAGACCCAGACCCGGAGACCUCAUUGAGAUUUUUCGAAUUGGCUAUGAGCACUGGGCCAUCUAUGUGGAAGACGACUGUGUGGUCCACCUGGCUCCCCCAAGUGAGGAAUUUGAGGCUGGCAGCAUCACCUCCAUCUUCAGCAACCGGGCGGUGGUGAAAUACAGCCGUCUGGAGGACGUGCUGCACGGCUGUUCCUGGAAGGUCAACAACAAGCUGGACGGUAUGUACCUGCCGCUGCCCGUGGACCAGAUCAUCCAGAGGACGAAACAGAUGAUCAACAAGAUAGUACAGUACAGUCUGAUUGAAGGCAACUGUGAGCACUUUGUCAACGACCUCCGAUACGGCGUGCGCAGGAGCCAGCAGGUGGAGCACGUACUGAUGGAAGGAGCGAAGGCUGCAGGAGCGGUGAUUUCGGCUGUGGUGGACAGCAUGAGACCCAGACCCGCAUUGGCCUGAAGGCACCGAAAGCCCCAAGCAGAGGAAGAGCUGCUGACGUUGGCAAAGAGAACUGACUUCUUUCCUCCCCUGCCUUCCUCUCUCCUUGGCCCCAUGCAAGAAAAUUGUGUGCUUCUGGAAGAAUCUAGAAUGUACCCAAUUACCCCUCCGGAAAUACAAUCAA